This is a messenger RNA of Eutrema salsugineum, 2007 nucleotides long. RefSeq lists its product as uncharacterized. NCBI's taxonomy places the organism in Eukaryota, Viridiplantae, Streptophyta, Magnoliopsida, Brassicales, Brassicaceae. Gene Ontology annotation, cellular component: nucleus. Gene Ontology annotation, molecular function: RNA binding. The coding region runs from base 39 to 1958 and encodes 639 amino acids. The transcript is spliced from 4 exons. The record is from RefSeq and is a predicted model, not a curated record.
CGAAGGAGAAACUGAAGCGAGCAGCAGAGGAAAAAAAAAUGGAGGGAGGCGGAAGCGGCGGCGGCGUUAGGCUUCACGUCGGAGGACUGGGAGAAAGCGUCGGGAAAGACGAUCUUCUCAAGAUCUUCUCUCCCAUGGGUUCAGUUGAUUCUGUCGAAUUCGUCAGGACCAAAGGACGCUCCUUCGCUUACAUCGACUUCUCUCCCUCCUCCGACAAGUCCCUCACCAAGCUCUUCUCCACGUAUAACGGAUGUAUCUGGAAAGGAGGGAAGCUGCGACUGGAGAAAGCCAAAGAGCAUUAUCUAGCUCGCUUGAGGCGGGGAUGGGAAGAGUCAGCUUCCACACCUGAUGACACCAUUAAAGCUCCCGAAAAGUUCACCCCUUCAACUCAGAUUAACAUCUUCAUCCCUAGACUCAGAAAGGUGAAAUCUCUGCCACUUAGUGGAACUGGCAAACAUAAGUAUAGCUUCCAGCGUGUUUCAGUGCCGUCUUCUCUUCCCAAGACCUUUUGCGAUUGUGAAGAGCACUCUGCGUCUCUCACUCCUCGGGAAACCCAUGUGCGUGAUCUGGAAGCACUUAAUGUGGGAAUAAACGAAGAAGAAGUGAAUAUUAUGAACUCGGUGAUGUCUAAGCUCUUUGAGAACAAUGACAACGAUAACAAUGAUAACAACGAUAACCUCAUCCUCAAUGAUAACAACGAUAACCUCAUCAUCAAUGUGGUAUCUAAUGGGAACGAUAUGAUGGACUCGGAGCUGGAUAUCUUGUCAAGAAAGCGGAAAUCAACUCUCAAUGAAGCAAGUGGAGCAGGAUAUAUUGAGGGACGAAAGGGAAACAACGUUCAUCCAAAGAAAAAAAGGCAAUCAAUCAUCCUGGAGAAAAAUGGGAGACAGGAAUCUUCACAGACCAUAAGUGAAAAGAAGAAACCUUCUGAAGUCGAUCCGAAUAAGUCAACGGAUGAACCUAGCAGGAAAAUAGGUGUCAAGCGGUCGACUGACAAUAUUUCUUGGUCCCAAAAGUCUUCCUGGAAAGCACUUGUGGCCAAUGGGAACAGCAAUCAUUUUACCGUAUCCAGUUUCUUGCCAGGUGUUGGCUCCAAUAAAGCAGUACAAUCUGCAUCCGGCAACACUGAUCUUGCCGGGUUGCCUAGCCAAGAGAAUUCAGAGGAGUUCGAUGUGCCCAACUCUACUGAAAGGCCGACUGUGACUAAGAUCAAGAAGACGAAACGUAAGCGCAUAACUUCUACAAUCAUUGCAGAGAAUGUAGCUGCUGAGGAUGACAUAGAGAAGAAUGAUAUUGUUACUGACAUAAGUGUGGAAGCGGAACCCCUGGAAGCAAGCACUGAGAACGAUUGUGAGAAUGACAAUUUGAAUGUGGAAACGGAUGAGAAUGUAGCAGAGGAUUUGAAUGCAGAAAAGGAAAGCUUAGACUUGAAGGAUAAUGUGGAUCAUGAUGUGGACAAAGACGAGGCAGGGAAAGCAUCCUUGGAAGCUCGUAGCAAGUCAACAGGAGGUUCUUCAUGGCUUCAAAGGGCAUCAUGGACUCAGCUGGUUAGCGACAGGAGUGCUUCAUUCAGUAUAACUCAACUCUUCCCGGAUUUAGCUUCUGACAAGAACGAAGCAGCUAGAGUGAACAACAAUGGAGAUGGCCAGUUCUCCAACUUUAACCAGAGUGAAAGUGGAAUGAAACAAAGGGAUAACUCGUGUAGCACCGCUAGUUUUGAAGCUGCAGGAGUCCAGGUGGAUAGUACCCCUGUGAGAAGUUUAGAAGAGAAUCGGCAGAGUCUGAAGGGUAAGAAUGUCAGAGAGGGAUGUAAAUUGGCUGCGAAGAUGCCGAUUAGGAGAAAGAUUGGCUCAGGAGAGACUUGCACUUUUAUGAGAAGCGCAACUUCGUUGAAAGAGUGGGCAAAGGCUAAGAAGGCAUUGAGCGAGCCCAGAAGAAAGAAGAAAAGUGAAGAAUGAGUUAAGAUUGUAACAGAAUAGUCUCUUCAAAUCAUUUAUUUGUUCCUCU